This is a messenger RNA of Musa acuminata AAA Group (dessert banana), 1231 nucleotides long. RefSeq names its product sialyltransferase-like protein 5. The transcript has 9 exons. The record is from RefSeq and is a predicted model, not a curated record. Gene Ontology annotation, molecular function: sialyltransferase activity. Gene Ontology annotation, biological process: pollen tube growth; pollen germination. Lineage: Eukaryota; Viridiplantae; Streptophyta; Magnoliopsida; Zingiberales; Musaceae. Bases 149 to 1105 code for a protein of 318 amino acids.
GUUUGUAAUAGAAAACAUGUUCUUUUUAUAUCGUACAUGAAACCCUCCAAGUGAUUGCCCUCCAGCACUGGACCGACUCCCUCACUCGCAAGCUCUGCAAUUGCAUAGCGGUGGGUUUCGUCCGAUCCGAUCCUGCCGUCGUCGAGAGAUGAGAACCGCGAAGGGCUCCGCCCCGAGCCGGCGGCCCGCCGUCGUGGUCCUCCUCCUUGGCGCCUCCCUCGUCUUCUCCGCCCUCGUCGUCUCGAUUCAGUCCUCUUUCUUCACCGGAAGCCGGAGAUCGCUUGUCGGCAGAGAGGAGAUCCGGGUCCUGUCGGAUUUGCAGACCCGCCUCCAGCAGUGCGUGGCAAGCAGAGGACUUGGCCUUACUGCAGAUAUUAUUGAUCACUGUAAAUUGGUGCUUAAAUUUCCUGAAGGCACAAACAGUACCUGGUAUAAUGCACAGUUUAAAAUUUUUGAGCCAUUAGAAUACAAAUAUGAUGUUUGUGAAGCUAUUCUUCUGUGGGAACAGUAUCGUAAUAUGACUACAGUCUUGACAAGGGAAUACUUAGAUGUACGGCCUGAUGGAUGGUUAGAGUAUGCUGCAAAAAGAAUUGCUCAGUUGGGUGCAGAUAAAUGCUAUAAUCGUUCUCUUUGUGAGGAACAUCUUAACUUAAUAUUACCUGCAAAGCCCCCCUUCCACCCCCGCCAGUUUAAGACAUGUGCGGUUGUCGGGAACUCUGGGGAUCUCUUGAAGACAGAAUUUGGAGAGGAGAUUGAUGGACAUGUUGCAGUGUUUCGAGAUAAUGAGGCUCCUGUUAAUGAGAAAUAUGCUAAACAUGUCGGACUAAAAAGGGAUUUUCGCCUAGUUGUAAGAGGUGCUGCUCGUAACAUGGCUGCUAUUCUCAAUGGAUCCUCUGAUGAGGUGCUUAUAAUCAAGAGUGUAAUACACAGAGAUUUCAAUGCAGCGAUUAAGGAACUUCCUAAUCCUGUUUACCUUUUCCAAGGUAUAGUUCUAAGAAGGGGUGCUAAGGGAACCGGAAUGAAGUCUAUAGAAUUAGCACUCUCCAUGUGUGACACAGUUGACAUAUAUGGAUUUACAGUAGAUCCUGGUUAUACAGAAUGGUAAGUAUGUUCUGAGUCAUUUUCGACCUAAAACAACAUACAAUGCAAAUCAACUAAAAAAUUGAAGAAAGGCAAUAGACAACCAACCAUGUUAUAUAUUAUGUCUAUCAUAGUCCUACUAGGCUUCUUA